Anisakis simplex (herring worm) is the source of this 366-nucleotide messenger RNA. Lineage: Eukaryota; Metazoa; Nematoda; Chromadorea; Rhabditida; Anisakidae. The record is from the annotation of a GenBank genome assembly.
AUGCACUGCGAGACAUGCUGUAUUCACACGGUGUAUUUACCGUCGGUGCCCGGAACUCAUCAUGCACCCACGAUGAAAUUGCCGUCGUCCGCAACCUCGUCAUCGUUACAUCAUCAUCGUCGAACGAGCGCCUCACCUGCGGCCUCAUCCCUGACGAUGCAAUCGCGUGCCAGUGCUCUAUCAAGUGCUGCCGCAGCGGCUCGAGCUCUCACUCCGUCCUCUUCCGGGCUGAACAUCAACGUGAACGUACCGCAACCGACGGUUGCGCCAACGUUGACCCAAUCGCAAUCCCAAUCUCAAUCCCAACCUCAGGCUUUCGCUCAGAUCCCGUCACAACAUUCUCAAAUCGCCCCUCAACCACCACAA